Molecule: messenger RNA, 5721 nt
Organism: Lampris incognitus (smalleye Pacific opah)
Lineage: Eukaryota; Metazoa; Chordata; Actinopteri; Lampriformes; Lampridae
Product: kinesin light chain 1-like
Exons: 16
Coding region: 63-1958 (631 amino acids)
Biological process (GO): microtubule-based movement
Cellular component (GO): cytoplasm; membrane-bounded organelle; kinesin complex
Molecular function (GO): kinesin binding
Source: RefSeq, a predicted model, not a curated record
AUUUAAAGGGGCUGAGCUGGCUGUCAGUUCUAGCUCUUGGUUUCCCUUGAGCUAGCCAAAAGAUGUCUACCAUGGUUUACCCACGGGAAGAGAAGCUGGAGAAGUUGUCUCAGGAGGAGAUCAUUUCCAAUACUAAGUUGGUGAUCCAAGGCCUGGAGGCCCUGAAGAAUGAACAUAACUCCAUUCUCCACAGCCUGCUGGAGACCAUUAAGUGCCUUAAGAAAGAUGAGGAGGCCAAUUUGGUUCAUGAAAAGUCUAACCUGCUGCGCAAGUCGGUGGAGAUGAUAGAACUGGGCCUGGGGGAGGCACAGGUAAUGAUGGCCCUGUCCAACCACCUGAACGCAGUAGAGUCAGAGAAGCAAAAGUUGCGUGCCCAGGUGAGGAGGCUGUGCCAGGAGAACCAGUGGCUGAGGGAUGAGCUAGCCAACACCCAGCAGAAGCUGCAGAAGAGUGAACAGAGUGUGGCCCAGUUGGAGGAGGAGAAGAAGCACCUGGAGUUCAUGAACCAGCUCAAGAAAUACGAUGAGGACGUUUCGCCCACUCAGGAGGAGAAGGAUGGAGAAACCCCGAAGGACUCUUUGGAUGAUCUCUUCCCCAAUGAUGAGGAGGAGCAUGGUCAAGGCAUGCAGCAUCAGCACAACAGUGCAGCCGUGGCAGCAGCCCAGCAGGGAGGCUAUGAGAUUCCGGCCCGCCUGAGGACCCUGCACAACCUGGUGAUCCAGUAUGCCUCCCAGGGCAGGUAUGAGGUGGCUGUGCCACUCUGCAAGCAAGCCCUGGAAGACUUGGAGAAGACCUCUGGACAUGACCACCCCGACGUGGCCACCAUGCUCAACAUCCUGGCCCUUGUCUAUAGGGAUCAGAACAAAUAUAAAGAGGCUGCCCAUUUGCUCAACGAUGCCCUGUCCAUCCGUGAGAAAACCCUAGGCAAAGACCACCCUGCUGUUGCCGCCACAUUGAACAACCUGGCCGUGUUAUAUGGGAAGAGGGGGAAGUACAAGGAGGCUGAGCCUCUGUGUAAGAGGGCCCUGGAGAUCAGAGAAAAGGUCCUGGGGAAGGACCACCCAGAUGUGGCCAAGCAGCUGAACAACCUUGCUUUGCUGUGUCAGAACCAGGGCAAGUAUGAGGAGGUGGAGUACUAUUAUUGUCGUGCCCUUGAGAUCUAUGAAAGCAGGCUGGGACCCGACGACCCCAAUGUGGCCAAGACCAAGAACAACCUGGCUUCCUGCUUUUUGAAACAGGGGAAAUACAAGGAGGCUGAGAUUCUGUACAAAGAGAUUCUGACCCGGGCCCAUGAGAAAGAAUUUGGAUCAGUGGAUGCUGAAAACAAGCCUAUCUGGAUGCAUGCAGAGGAAAGGGAGGAGAUGAGCAAGGGCAAGCACAGAGAUAACACUCCGUAUGGGGAAUAUGGAGGCUGGUACAAGGCCUGCAAAGUCAACAGCCCCACAGUGAACACCACUCUGAGAAACCUGGGAGCCCUGUAUCGCAGACAGGGCAAGCUAGAGGCCGCUGAGACCCUGGAGGAGUGUGCCACAAGGUCUCGCAAGCAGGGCAUCGACCCUAUCCACCAGACUCGCGUGGUGGAGAUCCUGAAGGAUGGGGAUGGCGACAGGCGGAGGAGCAGGGACAGCCUGUCUAGCGUUAAGUACGAGAGUGGUUCCGAGACUGGCGAGGAAGUGAGUAUGGGCGUGGAGUGGAACGGGGAUGGCAGUGGUGCUCUCCAGCGCAGUGGCUCCCUAGGAAAGCUGAGGGACGUCUUUCGCCGUAGCAGUGAACUGCUGGUAAAGAAACUUCAGGGCAACGGACCCCCUGAACCCCGCAGCACCAACAUGAAGAGAGCUUCCUCCUUAAAUUACCUGAACAAGACCAGCGAUGACCCGUUCCAGACUCGGGGGGGCAGUGGGUUCAGGGAGAGCCGAGGCCUGAGCUCCAGCACCAUGGAUCUGUACAGUGGAAACUGAGUACCGGGCAGGCAGACACAUUCCCGGAGCAUUCAGCAAGCAUAACCACUGCCACAAAGGUUCGCACACUCCUUGAGCGUGUUUCUCUUUGCCAUUAUGGCAACCACAGACAGUACCAGACCACCUCGACCCCAGAGAAACACACCUGUUCUGAUUUGCCCUUGGGGCUAGUGACCCAAAGACUUAGGUUCUGACCCAAAGACACUUUCAGUCUUCCCCAGCUAUCAGGAUAUUACAUUGUUUUUUUUGUUUUUUUUAUUUCAGUUUGUUAUUUUGUAUUUAGUAGAUUCUUUUUUCUUUCUUUUUUUUAGAAUUCCCACUCAUUUUAGAUAUUGUAUUUCCCUGACCACAGUCUUUAUAAAAAAGGACUGUGCUGAAGAAAAGCUCUCUUGGUGCCUCCUUAAAAAUACACCCAAGAAUCAACAUACCUCAUUGUUUCCCCACCAUUUAAAAUCACUGUGGCUGUGCUUUUAACCAUGGAAAUUGUUGCCAUUACUGUUCAGGUAUGUGUCCUCUUUUGUUGUGUUAUUGUGGUUGAAAUGUUCUUAAUUCUAAAAUCUCCUUUAGAUUUUUGUCUUCCUGUGCCAUUCAUUGUUUUAAUUGUACUGGAUUAUGUUUUUUUUUUUUUACAUAUAGGUAAAAUACUGUAAAUAUUUUUGUUUUAAUGUCCCCUAAAUACAUUAAAAAAGAAAAAGAAAAUAUAGCCGCAUGCGGCGAUUCCGGGGUUCAAGCCAACCUAGAGCGUUAGAAGUUGAAAGCUUCAACAUCUUAAUUAAGAAUAUCCACCACGUUUGGUGAUGUUUGGACAAGCUUUUAUUGAUUUAUGGCCAAAUUUGCGCCAGGCCGAUGCACCUAUUUGGAACUAGUGGCGCCCCCUAUUGAGUGAUUUCAAGAUAGUUUUAUACACGUGGUUCAACACUGGUAUAAAACAUGCUUCGAGUCAAAGAAAGAAAGUUGAAUCAGUUCAUCUGGACACAAUGUUUAUUGAGAGAAAUGUUUCAUCACUCAUCUAAAUGACCUCUGAGGUCACUUAGAUUUUGAUUUUCUUACCUGGAUUAUUGAGCCCUGCAUAAAGAUAUAUCUUUCGAGUUUUGUCAUGAUUGGACAAAUGGUCUGAUUUGUGUUAUGCCACGCCCAUUUUUUUGCUUUUUGUAGCGCCCCCAUAUUGAUUGAGUUGAAAGAAACUUUCAGGGUAUAUUUCAGGUACUUACGUGGACAUAUCCUGCAAGUUUUGUGAUGAUUGGCCCAACGGUUGUUGAUUCUGGUCUAUUUAUGUGCUGAGCCACACCCUUUUGAAGCUCCUUGGUCAAUAGCUUGAAAAGUAAACAAGAUAUCAACAAGCUUUAUACAACUUUUGAUAAGCUUGGUCCAGUAAUGAUCCACAGACAAUUUGGUAGCAAUUAUACCUACAGUUUAGGAGGAGAUGUCAAAAAUGUGUUAUUCAAAAACUUCAAAAUGGUGAAAAAAUCUGGUCAGGCGGACUUUAGUGGUUCUUGAGGCAAAUUUGUAGAAUGAGGAAGUUUCGUGUAAAUCGGGAUUUAGUUGUGACUUUUCAAUGUUCCAAAUCUUGACCUUUAAUUAUAGCGCCCCCAUCAGGUCGAUUGCGGUCAUAUUUCUCAGGCAGCACUUGCACACAACUUUCAAUGUGCAAAAUCUCGUCUCUAUUAUUUACUAUCUCAUGGGAAUUUGCGUAAACAAUUUCUGAAGAAUAAAAAAUAAACCAGCACAAACACAAUGGGGUUUAAGCCCUUCAUGCUUGAACCCUAAUGAGAUGCCAUUAACAUGACUUGUGAUAACACUUCAAAAAGUUAUUUCCCUUAAACAAACACUUGCCAACUGAGAUUUUUUUUCUCUUUAUUUUAAAGAAACAAGGUGUUGUAUAAAACUUUUGGAAAUGUCCAUCCUUCUGUUUUUAAGAGAUAUGAUUUAAAAGAGUUUUUUUUUUCAUAAAACUUUAUAUAUUGUUGGGAAUGGAUUUGAAAUUCAGCUGCUAUUGUGACCGCUCCAUCUUAGAGAUUCAAAUGCACACAGUGCACGUGCCAUCGCUGUCAAUAUAUAACGGGUUCACUUAUGCAAUGAAAAAAAAUAGCAAGCUGAUGUUGCCGUGGAUCAGUGUACUGGUGUCUGAGAGUCAACAAGACAAAAACAGUGACACUAGGAAAUGUUCCAUUCCAUUAUCCAAACACUUACCCUGCUCUCAGUGUCGUGGGAUGCUGGAGUCUAUCCCAGCAGUCAUUGGUCGGCAGGCGGGGAGACACCCUGGACAGGCCGCCAGGCUAUCACAGGGCCGACACACACAUUCACACCUAGGGUCAAUUUAGUACGGCCGAUUCACCAGACCUACUACCCCAGGGCUCGAACCCAGGACCUACUUGCUGUGAGGCGACCACGCUAACCACUGUGCCACUGUGCCGCCCCUUAUGAAUUGUAGCUAUCAUGCUUUGACUGGAAUACCAAAGUCCAAAGAAUCAUAAUUUUCUGCGUAUCAGAGUCCUGGAAGUUAUAAUUCAGGGAUGGAGGCAGAUUAUUAUAGGGAUGGCCAAGAUUUAUCAUUCCAUUUUAAUCAAGUGGUAUAAGAUGGAUAUAAAAAGUCAUUUGUAUCUUCAACUUAGUUUGUAAUCAGUCAAUACAUUGUUACCCAUGAGGAGGUCUGGUGGUCCUGAAGUAGAUACAAGCACAGCUGGUUCAUUGCCAUUUCAGGAAUCAGGAACAUGUGUAAUUUCAUUCCAUGCACCUGCGCACAUGAAAUGAAAUGAAAUAUCAUUUCCCCCAGCCCACAGCAGUGUAACACACACACAAAAAGAAAAAAAAGUAUGUAUUAUUUUAAGAUUACAUCCAGUGUCCCCCUUUCAUGUCUUUGGGUCAUCAUCCAAAGUGACAGUUCGUAUGCUGUUUAAGUCACCAAUCCAAUGUGACCCUUUGUGCUAAAAGUCACCAUAGCAUGUAAAAAGAGGUGCUGUGUAGGAGGCUGACCUGUAGUGACAGGGCAUAGCUGUAGAUGGAGACAAAAAUGGAAUGUAUCAACACUAAGUUUUGGAUUUUUAUUUAGUUUUUAAUUACAAACUAAGUUGAAGACUAGGGAAUGUACUGCAUGAAAAAAAAGUUGUACUAUUGAAAUCAUAAAACACAGAGGAGCUGAACUAGGUUACAGAAUUUGUCCUGGUCUUGAUGAAUUUCCAACCCAAUACAUUUUCUGGUGCCAUGCAAGGCUCAGCCAAAGGCUUUCAAAGUACAUAGAGCGCUUAGGCUCCUCCCAUCCGGGGCUUCAUUUUAAUUCAGCCCACUCUACGCUUAGUUGCCAACAGAGGGCGCUGCAUCUUGACAUGCUGUUUACAGUAGAUGGGGGUUGGAUGAUAUAUUGUAAGUGAAAAUUUUGCACAGCUUUUUAGAUGGGUCUCUAUCUUUGAUCGCAUGUUUUUUGUUUUAAUCUUAAGAAACUACACAAAAUACAUGAAAUUUAGAAUUAUUCUUGAUCUUGUUUUGUGUAUUUGUUGGUGUUUUUUCUUCCAAUACUUGGACAAAAUAAGAUCUGAUCAUAAGUUUGAAAAUCUUACAACUUCAAAUCGAGGAUUUGGGGCCAGAAUUUAAGUGAAUUUUUUUGUUUUUAUUUGUUUUGGAAUUAGUUAUAAGUGGAAAUAAAUCAGUAGACUGCAUUUAUUUGGGUCUGGUUUUGCAUCAGCUUUGCAAGUUCUACAUUGUGUAGUAAAUGUAAAGUAAAUAUACACUCUCCAAUCAUUGUUCCAAAAUAAAACCUGCAAUUUUC